UCACACAGUACACAGCUGCUUUUACUACUGAGUCAUAUGUUGUUCAGAUCAGAGCUCAGACUGGUUUCACUUAUCAGGAAGUGAAACUCAGACAAUCGUUGCAACUGAGAGCUGAAAUGGCGCAGAGAGGCGAUCAGCUGGAUAGAGAAACUUUCUGUUGUUCGAUCUGUUUGGAUCUACUGAAGGAUCCAGUGGCUAUUCCCUGUGGACACAGCUACUGUAUGAGCUGUAUUAAAGGAUUCUGGGAUGGAGAGGAUCAGAGGAAGAUCUAUAGCUGCCCUCAGUGCAGAAAGACCUUUGCACCGAGGCCUGUCCUGAUGAAAAACACCAUUUUAGCAGCUUUAGUGGAGCAGCUGAAGAAUACUGGACUCCAAGCUGCUCCUGCUGAUCACUGCUAUGCUGGACCUGAAGAUGUGGCCUGUGAUGUCUGCACUGGGAGGAAGCUGAAAGCCUUCAAGUCCUGUCUGACCUGUCUGAUCUCUUACUGUGAGAAUCACCUUCAGCCUCAUUACACUGUUGGUCAACUUAAAAAGCAUAAGCUGGUCGACCCCUCCAAGACGCUUCAGGAGAACAUCUGCUCUUGUCAUGGUAGGAUGAUGGAGAUUUUCUGUCGUACUGAUCAGCAGAGUAUCUGUUAUCUCUGCUCUGUGGAUGAACAUAAAGGCCACGACACAGUCUCAGCUGCAGCAGAAAGGACUGAGAGGCAGAGAGAGCUCGAGAUGAGUCGACUAAACAUCAAGCAGAGAAUCCAGGACAGAGAGAAAGAUGUGAAGCUGCUUCAACAGGAGGUGGAAGUCAUCAGUUAUUCUGCUGAUAAAGCAGUGGAGGACAGUGAGAAGAUCUUCACUCAGCUGAUCCGUCUCCUCCAGGAAAGAAGCUCUGAUGUGAAGCAGCAGAUCAGAUCCCAGCAGCAAACUGAAGUGAGUCGAGUCACAGAGCUUCAGGAGAAGCUGCAGCAGGAGAUCACUGAGCUGAAGAGGAAAGACGCUGAACUGAAUCAGCUCUCACACACAAAGGAUCACAACCAGUUUCUACACAACUACCCCUCAGUGUCACAACUCAGUGAACCUACAGACUCAUCCAGCAUCAAUAUCCGUCCUCUCAGAUACUUUGAGGAUGUGACAGCAGCUGUGUCAGAGCUCAGAGAAAAACUACAGGACAUCCUGAGGGACAAAUGGACAAACAUGCAUUUGGCAAGGACUGAAGUGGACGUUUUACUGCCACAACCAGAGCCCAAGACCAGAGCUGAGUUCUUAAAAUAUUCUUGUAAAAUCACUAUGGAUCCAAAUACAGCAAACACAAAAGUGUUAUUACUUGAGGGGAACAGAAAAGCAGAAGCAAUGAGUCAACAACAGUCUUGUUCUAGUCACCCAGAUAGAUUCACUGGAUGGUCUCAGGUCCUGAGUAGAGAGAGUCUGACUGGACGUUGUUACUGGGAGGUGGACUGGAGAGGGACAGAAAUUCGUCUAGCAGUUGCAUACAAGAAUAUCAGCAGAGUAGGGAGCUCGAAUGAAUGUGGAUUUGGAUUUAAUGACAAAUCUUGGAUGUUAAUCUGUUACACGACUGGCUAUGACUUCUAUUUCAACAACAUCAAAACUCCUAUCUCAGGUCCUUGUUCCUCCAGAGUCGGAGUGUACCUGGAUCACAGAGCAGGUAUUCUGUCCUUCUACAGCGUCUCUGAAACCAUGACUCUCCUCCACAGAGUCCAGACCACAUUCACUCAGCCUCUCUAUGCUGGACUUUGUCUUUACUAUGAUGGAGUCACAGCUGAGUUGCAUCUACAAUUGGACGAUGGGUGUAACCAACAUGUCACACAGUACACAGCUGCUUUUACUACUGAGUCAUAUGUUAUUCAGAUCAGAGGUCAAACUUGUUUCACUCAUCAGGAAGUGAAACUCAGACAGUCCUUGCCACUGACAACUGAAAUGGCGCAGAGAGGGGAACUGCUGGACAGAGAAACUUUCUGUUGUUCGAUCUGUUUGGAGUUACUGAUUGAUCCGGUGGCUAUUCCCUGUGGACACAGCUACUGUAUGAGCUGUAUUGAAAAACACUGGGAUGGAGAGGAUCAGAGGAGGAUGUACAGCUGCCCUCAGUGCAGACAGACCUUUGCACCGAGGCCUGUCCUGAAGAAAAACACCAUGUUAGCAGCUUUAGUGGAGCAGCUGAAGAAGACUGGACUCCAAGUUGCUCCUGCUGAUCACUGCUAUGCUGGACUUGAAAGGCAGAGAGAGCUCGAGGUGAGUCGACUAAACAUCCAGCAGAGAAUCCAGGACAGAGAGAAAGAUGUGAAGCUGCUUCAACAGGAGGUGGAGGCCGUCAGUCGCUCUGCUGAUAAAGCAGUGCAGGACAGUGAGAAGAUCUUCACUGAGCUGAUCUGUGUCAUACAGAAGAAAAGCUCUGAUGUGAGACAACAGAUCAGAUCCCAGCAGGAAACUGAAGUGAGUCGAGUCAAAGAGCUUCAGGAGAAGCUGCAGCAGGAGAUCACUGAGCUGAAGAAUGAACACGCUGAACUCAUGAAGCUCUCACACACAGAGGAUCACAACCAGUUUCUACAUAACUACCCCUCAGUGUCACAACUCAGUGAACCUACAGACUCAUCCAGCAUCAAUAUCCGUCCUCUCAGAUACUUUGAGGAUGUGACAGCAGCUGUGUCAGAGCUCAGAGAUCUACUACUGGACAUCCUGAGGGACAAAUGGACAAACAUCUCAGCGACAGUGACUGAAGUGGACGUAUUACCAUCAGAACCAGAACCAGAACCAGAGCCCAAGACCAGAGCUGAGUUCUUAAGAUAUUCAUGUGAAAUCACUCUGGAUCCAAAUACAGCACACACAAAAGUGUUAUUAUCUGAGGGGAACCGAAAAGCAACAUACACAACUCAACAACAGUCUUAUUCUAGUCACCCAGAUAGAUUCACUUACUGGCCUCAGGUGCUGAGUAGAGAGAGUCUGACUGAACGUUGUUACUGGGAGGUGGACUGGAGAGGGACAGGAGCAGUCGGUGUAGCAGUCGCAUACAAGACUGUCAGCAGAGGAGAGAGCUCAAAUGAAUGUGGAUUUGGAUAUAAUGACAACUCUUGGAUGUUUGUUUGUCACAGUGAUGGUUAUACUUUUUAUUUGAAUACUUUAAUGACUCCUAUCUCAGGUCCUUGUUCCUCCAGAGUCGGAGUGUACCUGGAUCACAGAGCAGGUAUUCUGUCCUUCUACAGCGUCUCUGAAACCAUGACUCUUCUCCACAGAGUCCAGACCAUAUUCACUCAGCCUCUCUAUGCUGGACUUUGUGUUUAUUAUGGAGCCACAACUGAGUUUUGUCAACUAGAAUAGACAGAAGUCAUUUCAGACUUCAUGUGUCAGAUUCUGUGCUGCUCUUCAUUUUUUUCUCCAUGUUUCUGAGCUGCACAGAGAUCGUCAACACUUUUUUAACCCUCC
Scomber japonicus (chub mackerel) is the source of this 3425-nucleotide messenger RNA. RefSeq lists its product as uncharacterized. The transcript is spliced from 2 exons. Gene Ontology annotation, molecular function: zinc ion binding; protein binding. Lineage: Eukaryota; Metazoa; Chordata; Actinopteri; Scombriformes; Scombridae. The record is from RefSeq and is a predicted model, not a curated record. Bases 117 to 3320 code for a protein of 1067 amino acids.